UAUUCCCGUCAGCGAGAGCCCUCCCCGGCUGUUUUCGCUCCUUACAGCCCAUACGAAAAGGCGGGAUCCUUCACGUUCAGGAACAUGGAUCUAGAAGCACGCCGAGCACGUCGUCUGCUGGGAUGUGCGCCGCCCUCGAAUUUAAAGCACUUCAAUAAUAGACAACAUGGCACCGUACGCACCCGUGUCUCUUGCCCGGAAAUCCGAUCUCGUUUCAUCUCGCAAAUUUUAAGCGUAUGACUGCGCAUUUCCGCAUAUGACGCCUGAGCAUUUCGUGUUGUCAUAGGAAUCCCUCCUGCCGUUGCCCGAUAGCAUGCCCUACCCCCUUUCCACGGUAGCGAGGGGCUUCCCCUGCAUCACCCGACCAAGAUUCGGUGCUCCCUCGCCCACCGAACUUCGAGUUUUACAGGCCAUCCCACGGCCAGCCGCUCGUCGGGGCUACUUACCCCGACGUUGGAUCCGCGAGGUACCAAAGAGACUGCAAAGCUCGACGGCGGCCCAGCCGUCGCAUUCUCGACCGCACGCCGAGCCUCUCACACGCCAGUACCCCCCCUGGUCCCCUCCGACCCAGGGCGUCCUCUCUCUCCUCCCGUCGUCGUGGGUGCCCUAUGCCGAGCUGUCGCGUAUCGAGAAGCCCGGGGGCCUAUACGGGUUCUACAUGGCGUAUCUGAUCGGUAUCAGCUAUGGUGCCUGCCUCGCAACACCUACGGUGCCGCCGGUCACUCUCCUAGGCACUGCGGGCGUGCUUCUCGUGUACAACGUCUUCCUGCGAGGCGCCGCUUGUACCGUCAAUGACAUCCUCGACCGCGAGUACGAUAGGCAGGUAGCGCGCUGCAGGAAUCGCCCAGUAGCGCGGGGUGCGGUCACGCCCUCGCAGGCCUAUGUGUGGUACGGUGCACAGACGCUCGGCGCUGGCGCAGCCAUCGCGUGCCUACCAAAUCCCGGGCUUGCGCUGGCAUACGCCGUCCCGAUCCAGUUCCUGGUCAGCGUGUAUCCCUUGGGCAAGCGGUUUACCGAUUUCCCGCAGCUCAUACUGAGCGCGCCGCUCGCCGCUGGCAUCUUCAUGUCUGCCUCGGCGAUUGGCGUCGACCCCUUCAGCCUGCCGACCCCGGCUCUCGCGGGGGCGACCUUCUCUCUGGCGCUGUCUCACUACGUCUGGAUCACCAUCUUCGACUACGUGAACGCCUGCCAGGACACGGCCGACGACGUGAAGGCCGGCGUGCGCAGCAUGGCCGUUCGUUAUCGCAACACGGCUGCUUUCAUCUCAGUCCUGGGGGCAGUCCAGGUCGGCUGCCUAGUGGCCACGGGGGUGCUGGCCGGCUUCUCGCCCAUCUACUUCGUCGGUGCCGCCGGGGGAAACGCCCUCUGGCUGGCUGCUAUGGCAAAGACGGCGAAACGCACGAGGCCGGACAUUUGCGCCUGGUGGUUCUCUUGGGGCGGCCUGCUGGUCAGCGGUACUACGACCUUAGCACUUAUCGGAGAGUACUUCUAUACCUUUUACGGCCAAGGGAAGAAUCACGAAAGAGUCUGACCCUACAAUGCGACAAGGCGGCAUGGGAUUAGCAAGUCUUUACAAGUAUACAUCUCUAUUUUAUUACUAGCUUCAUACA
Molecule: messenger RNA, 1610 nt
Organism: Durotheca rogersii
Lineage: Eukaryota; Fungi; Ascomycota; Sordariomycetes; Xylariales; Xylariaceae
Product: UbiA prenyltransferase family-domain-containing protein
Exons: 1
Coding region: 314-1531 (405 amino acids)
Biological process (GO): ubiquinone biosynthetic process
Cellular component (GO): mitochondrial inner membrane
Molecular function (GO): 4-hydroxybenzoate polyprenyltransferase activity
Source: RefSeq, a predicted model, not a curated record